AUGGCCGUCAGGCACCUGCCAACCAUGGUCCAGGAAUCAGUGACCUUCAAGGACGUGGUCGUGCUCUUCACCCGGGACGAGUGGGCACAGCUGAGCCCUACUCAGAGGGCCCUUUACAGGGAUGUGAUGCUGGAGAACUACAGCAACCUGGUCUCACUGGGACUCUUAGGACCUCAACCAGAGCUGUUUUCCCAGCUGGGAAAAGGAGAAGAAUGGAUGCUGGAGGAUGCAUCGGGAAGCUUCUGUCUUGACUGGAUGACUAUGCCCGUGAGUAAGAACUCUCCUCUCAAGGCGGAUAUUCCUGACGAAGACUUGGAUCAGUGGAUGAUAAAGAAAGGAUUCGCUAGAGAUAGUCACUGGAAAUAUGAUGGCCUGUUGGAAUGGCAGCAUGGAGGCCAGGGGGUCCUUGCUCACCAGAAAACCCCCUCUGUGCUCAGCGCCCAGGCCAGGGAUGAACCUGGGAAGCACUGCACUGUGAGCUCAUCUGUUGUUCAGAGUCAGGGAUUUCAAUCUACCAAAAAAGCCUUCGAGUGUAGUGAGUGUGGAAAAGUCUUCACUAAGAGUUCAACCCUUAAUAAACAUCAGAAAGUUCAUACUGAAAAACUGAAUGCAAAUCGGAAAACUGUUAUUAAAGAGAAACGAUAUGAAUGUAGAGAAUGUGGGAAAGCCUUUCACCAGAGUACACACCUCAUCCACCACCAAAGAAUUCACACUGGCGAGAAACCGUACGAAUGUAAGGAAUGUGGCAAGGCCUUCUCCGUGAGCUCCUCACUCACUUACCAUCAGAAAAUUCACACUGGAGAGAAACCUUUCGAAUGCAAUCUAUGUGGGAAAGCUUUUAUCCGAAACAUACACCUUGCCCACCAUCACAGAAUACACACUGGAGAGAAACCUUUUAAAUGUAACAUAUGUGACAAAGCCUUUGUGUGCAGGGCACAUCUUACCAAACACCAGAAUAUUCAUAGUGGAGAGAAACCCUAUAAAUGUAAUGAAUGUGGGAAAGCCUUUAAUCAGAGUACAAGUUUUCUUCAGCAUCAAAGAAUUCACACUGGAGAGAAGCCCUUUGAAUGUAACGAAUGUGGAAAGGCCUUCAGGGUGAACUCUUCCCUUACUGAGCAUCAGAGGAUUCAUACUGGAGAGAAACCUUAUAAGUGUAGUGAAUGUGGGAAAGCUUUCAGGGAUAAUUCAUCCUUCGCUCGACAUCGGAAAAUUCAUACUGGAGAGAAACCUUACAGAUGUGGUUUGUGUGAGAAAGCGUUCAGGGAUCAGUCAGCCCUAGCCCAACAUCAGAGAAUUCAUACUGGGGAAAAACCUUAUACGUGUAAUAUGUGUGAGAAAGCCUUCAGUGACCAUUCAGCCCUCACUCAACAUAAGAGAAUCCACACCAGGGAAAAACCUUACAAAUGUAAAAUCUGCGGGAAAGCCUUUAUUCGAAGCACACACCUUACUCAACAUCAGAGGAUUCACACAGGAGAGAAGCCCUAUAAAUGUAAUAAAUGCGGGAAAGCUUUCAACCAGACUGCAAACCUCAUUCAGCAUCAGAGACAUCAUGUUGGAGAAAAGUGAUAGGAUUAUAGUUUACAUGGCAGAGCUUUGAG
Molecule: messenger RNA, 1598 nt
Organism: Neomonachus schauinslandi (Hawaiian monk seal)
Lineage: Eukaryota; Metazoa; Chordata; Mammalia; Carnivora; Phocidae
Gene: ZNF454
Product: zinc finger protein 454
Exons: 4
Coding region: 1-1566 (521 amino acids)
Biological process (GO): regulation of DNA-templated transcription
Source: RefSeq, a predicted model, not a curated record